Molecule: messenger RNA, 1584 nt
Organism: Pieris macdunnoughi
Lineage: Eukaryota; Metazoa; Arthropoda; Insecta; Lepidoptera; Pieridae
Source: the annotation of a GenBank genome assembly
AUGGUGGUUAUAGGAGAAACGAUUGUUAAAGAAGGGGGUGACAUCACAUACAAGGACAUGAUUGACGAGCCACAUUUAGAAGACUCCCAGAUCCAGAAAAUGUUCGCAGGAGCCUCGGUGUUUAUAACUGGUGGCACUGGAUUCCUUGGGAAACUCUUUAUUGACAAAUUACUCAGAUCUUCUCCUGGCCUAAAAAAGUUGUACGUUCUCGUCAGAGCCAAGAAAAACAAGGAGCCAGUAAAGAGAUUAGAGGAGCAAUUGAAUGAUGUUCUAUAUGAUCGACUUCGGAAGGAACAGCCCGACUUUAUCAAAAAAAUUUACGUGGUUGAGGGAGAAGUCAACGAAGAGAAUUUAGGGAUGUCUGAAGCGGAUAGGCAGCUGCUUAUCAAUGAGGUGGAUUUCAUAUUCCAUGGGGCUGCUACUGUUCGUUUCGACGAGCCUUUAAAGGUCGCUGUCGGAACCAACGUUCGAGGGUCCAGGGAAAUGCUGGUACUCGCCAGGGCUUGUACAAAGUUGAGAGCAUACGUACACAUCUCAACUGCCUACAGCUACUGCACACAACUUAAUAUUGACGAAAAGUUCUACAAAAGCUCACUAGAGGGCGACAAACUAAUUGACUUGGUCGAAAACAUGGAUGACGCUAUUUUGAAAGACAUCACGCCUGGGUUGGUGGGAAAUUAUCCCAACACAUACGCUUAUACAAAAGCAGCCGCCGAAGAUGUAGUCUUAAAAUAUUCUAAGGGACUACCAGUCGCCAUGGUCAGGCCAUCUAUUGUUAUCGCUACAGCAAGAGACCCAAUUGUAGGAUGGAUUGACAAUGUAUACGGACCUACUGGGGUAGUUGUUGGUGUAGCAGUUGGCCUUCUUCGAGUGCUACUGUGUAACCGUCAUGCAGUCGCCGACCUGGUACCAGGCGAUAUGGUUGUGAACGCAUGUAUUGCUACUGCCUGGAAAACUGCAAAAGAUUAUCCUGGAAACCAUGAGGAUGCUCCUCCUCUUGAUCAAGCUCCGCCUGUGUAUAAUUUUGUUUCUUCAGAAGAAAAUCCACUUACUUGGGAUAAUUUCUUGGAACUAAACCAUCGUUACGGUUUUGAAGUACCCACUAUUCAAGCUGUAUGGCAUUACAUCUUACUCUUCACAACUUCUGAAUACUUAUUCAAUUUCUACUGUCUUCUACUACAUUGGAUACCUGCUUACAUCAUUGACGGCAUUGCUGUACUUAUUGGGAAAAAACCUGUAUUGAAAGUUGCGUACCAUAAAAUAGAAAAAUUCUCACGCGUCAUUGGCUACUUCUCGUGUCGGUCCUGGAAGUUCUCCAAUCAAAACGUCCAGAGUUUAUAUAAAGAACUAUGCGACGCAGAUAAAGAUAUUUACGACUUUAAUAUCGCGCAAUUAGACUGGAAGAUGUAUUUCUAUAAUCAAGUUCGGGGAAUAAGGUUGUAUUUGCUCAAGGAUCCUAUGGAGACGGUGCCACAAGGACUAAAACGGUAUUUGAAACUAAAAGUAGCUCAUUAUUUCAUUUUAGCGAUUUUAUGUCUUAUUGUAUUCAAAUUAAUGAGUUGGAUAAUUUGCAUGUUUUUAUAA